AUUCCACAAAACAGUCCCAAGUUUUCACCAACAAUCUUGGGAACAUCAUCACAUACCUAUCCUAUACUGCAAGCAGCUAACAAUGGGGAGACAAACUAAACUCUCCAUUAAUGGAGUUGCGCUGCUGCUGCUUCUAGUUUCCCUCUGCACUGCAGAUGCCGGGCCAUACAUACUAUACAAAGAUCCCAAGCAGCCGAUAAACCGUCGGAUCAAGGACCUGAUGGACAGAAUGACCUUAGAAGAAAAAAUAGGCCAAAUGGUUCAGAUUGAUCGCACCGUCGCCUCUGCCCAGGUCAUGAACAAAUACUACAUAGGGAGUGUGUUGAGCGGGGGAGGGAGUGUUCCGGCGAAGAAUGCGUCGGCGGAGACAUGGGUGGAUAUGGUGAAUGAUUUCCAGAAGGGUUCGUUGUCGACACGUCUGGGGAUUCCCAUGAUUUAUGGGAUUGAUGCGGUUCAUGGACACAAUAAUGUGUACAACGCCACCAUUUUUCCUCAUAAUGUUGGUAUGGGAGCAACCAGGGAUCCUGAACUAGUCAAGAAAGUGGGAGCUGCAACAGCACUUGAAGUCAGAGCUACUGGCAUUCCUUAUGUUUUUGCUCCUUGUAUUGCGGUGUGUCGAGACCCGAGAUGGGGAAGAUGUUAUGAGAGCUACAGCGAAGACCCUAAUGUGGUUAGGGAAAUGACAGAGAUCGUGCCUGGUUUGCAAGGUCAAAUUCCUUCCAAGUCUCGACUAGGCGUUCCAUACGUUGCUGGAAAACAUAAUGUAGCAGCUUGUGCCAAGCACUAUGUGGGAGAUGGAGGCACCACAAAGGGCAUAAAUGAGAACAAUACAGUGAUCACCAGGCAUGGCCUGCUUAGCAUUCACAUGGCUGGCUACUACAAUUCUAUCAUCAAGGGAGUGUCAACAGUCAUGAUCUCCUACUCAAGCUGGAAUGGCUUAAAAAUGCAUGCUAACCAUGAAAUGAUCACCGGUUUCCUUAAAAACACCCUACGUUUCAGGGGUUUUGUUAUCUCAGACUGGCAGGGUAUUGACAGGAUUACCUCUCCUCCUCACAAAAACUACACAUUUUCCAUUGUAACUGGUGUUAAUGCGGGCAUUGAUAUGAUUAUGGUUCCAUUCAACUAUACAGAAUUUAUAGAUGGACUAACCUCUCUGGUGAAGAACAACUUUGUCCCGAUGAGUCGAAUCAACGAUGCUGUGAAAAGGAUUCUCAGGGUGAAGUUUACGAUGGGUCUAUUCGAGAACCCACUGGCUGAUUAUAGCUUGGUCAAGUACCUUGGAAGUCAGGAGCAUAGAGAAUUGGCAAGAGAAGCAGUCAGAAAAUCCCUAGUUCUGCUCAAGAAUGGUGGAAGUGGAAACGAACCGGUAUUACCACUUCCAAAGAAGGCGUCAAGAAUUCUGGUUGCAGGAACCCAUGCUAACAAUAUUGGAUUCCAGUGUGGAGGCUGGACGAUAGAAUGGCAGGGGCUCAAUGGUGAUAUCACAGCCGGUACCACGAUCCUGAAAGCCAUACAAGACACUGUUGACCCAAAAACAGAAGUCGUAUUCAAAGAAAAUCCAGAUGCUGCAUUCGUUAAGGCCACCAAGUUUGAUUACGCCAUUGUGGUCGUUGGAGAGCCUCCAUAUGCCGAGACUUUUGGUGACAGCGUGAACUUAACAAUUCCAGAACCAGGCCCGAGUAUCAUGACAAAUGUCUGUGGGACUAUAAAAUGCGUUGUUGUACUUGUCACUGGCCGCCCGGUUGUGAUUCAGCCUUAUGUUGCUCAAAUUCAUGCCCUUGUAGCUGCAUGGCUUCCCGGUACUGAAGGCCAAGGUGUUGCUGAUGUUUUGUUCGGUGACUAUGGGUUUGUUGGCAAGCUUCCUCGUACCUGGUUCAAGACCGUCGAUCAGCUCCCCAUGAACGUUGGAGAUCCACAUUAUGACCCGCUCUUCCCAUUCGGUUAUGGCCUCACUACAGAACCUGAAAUGAAGUAACUGAAGUAGCUUUUUAUAUGCAAAUCUUUGGUAGCUUCCAUCCCAUUAAGAUUUUGGCUAGCAAUAAGCAAAUAAGUCAGAUAUCAAUAUCCAUGUAUUCCUAUAUUUCAUUAAUAAUAAUAUUGUUGGCACUUGUUUUAUUUAA
Molecule: messenger RNA, 2120 nt
Organism: Ipomoea triloba (trilobed morning glory)
Lineage: Eukaryota; Viridiplantae; Streptophyta; Magnoliopsida; Solanales; Convolvulaceae
Product: beta-glucosidase BoGH3B-like
Exons: 9
Coding region: 83-1975 (630 amino acids)
Biological process (GO): glucan catabolic process
Molecular function (GO): beta-glucosidase activity
Source: RefSeq, a predicted model, not a curated record